AUGCCUCGUUCACCUUCACCUGGGCGAGAUCGCUCUCGAUCACGAUCACCCCCGCGACACUCACACUCCAAGAAAGCCAAGGAAUUGUCAUUUUACAAGAAACCAUCACAUUCCGUAGGCUCAUUCUCCUCUCGACGAGAUCCACUGGAUGAGGAGCCUACUGCUAGAGAAAGAGCUGAGAGGAGAGAAAGGGGUGAAGUCCCCGGAAGGUUCGGUGGAACUCGAGAACAAGGAGUUAGGAACACUAUGGGUAAUCUUGGAGGAGGUGGAGACGCAUCCACUAGUUUAGGUAGCUUGGGAAGGAAAGAAGAUCCUCUCGAUAGAAUGGGAGUCAAGGGUGCCGAUAGAAGAGAUGAUAAAGACAGAGACAGAGACAGAGACAGAGGCGAUUAUAGACGAGAUAGAGAUAGAGACGAAAGGGGAGACAGACGCGAUAGAGAUAGAGAUAGAGGGGGAGAAAGAGAUGGCCGAAGGGAAGAGAAGAGAAGGGAACCUCCUUCUGGACCUUCAGGCGCUUCAGGCGGACCACCACAAAGACCGCCUGCCGCCGCACCAACGUCAGCACCUUCACUAGCAUCAAUGCGAUUCAUAGAAGUGAUAGCGAACGAUCGAAUGGGACGUAAAGUUCGAGUGAAAUGUUUAGCAACGGAUACAGUAGGAGAUUUGAAGAAACUGAUAGCUGCUCAAACUGGUACUACGGCACAAAAGAUUCAACUGAAAAAAUGGUAUACGAAUUUCAAAGAUCACGUCUCAUUGCAGGAUUAUGAGAUAAACGAUGGUAUGAGUUUGGAAAUGUACUAA
Messenger RNA from Kwoniella shivajii, 801 nucleotides. Its product is annotated as ubiquitin-like protein 5. Gene Ontology annotation, biological process: mRNA splicing, via spliceosome; protein modification process. NCBI's taxonomy places the organism in Eukaryota, Fungi, Basidiomycota, Tremellomycetes, Tremellales, Cryptococcaceae. The transcript has 5 exons. Gene Ontology annotation, molecular function: protein tag activity; protein binding. The coding region runs from base 1 to 801 and encodes 266 amino acids. Gene Ontology annotation, cellular component: cytoplasm; nucleus. The record is from RefSeq and is a predicted model, not a curated record.